Messenger RNA from Lontra canadensis (Northern American river otter), 2472 nucleotides. It is a transcript of the gene DHX32, whose product is annotated as DEAH-box helicase 32 (putative). Bases 27 to 2264 code for a protein of 745 amino acids. Lineage: Eukaryota; Metazoa; Chordata; Mammalia; Carnivora; Mustelidae. Gene Ontology annotation, molecular function: RNA binding. Gene Ontology annotation, cellular component: intracellular anatomical structure; spliceosomal complex. The record is from RefSeq and is a predicted model, not a curated record. The transcript is spliced from 11 exons.
GGCCGCUUAAGCUCGCCCUCGACAAGAUGGAAGAGGCAGAACUGGAAUGCCCCGACUCCGCCUCAGAGAAACGCUAUUGCCCCGAGUCCCUGGAUUCCAGUGAUGGGGAUGAGGAGGGGAUUUUGGCUUGUGAGGAUUUGGAACUCAACCCUUUCGAUGGAUUGCCAUAUUCCUCACGUUAUUACAAACUUCUAAAAGAGAGGGAAGAUCUUCCAAUAUGGAAAGAAAAAUACUCCUUUAUGGAGAAUCUGCUUCAGAAUCAAAUUGUGAUCGUUUCAGGAGAUGCGAAGUGUGGCAAGAGCUCUCAGGUUCCUCAGUGGUGUGCCGAGUACUGCCUCUCCAUCCACUACCAGCACGGGGGCGUGGUAUGCACACAGGUGCACAAACCCACGGCGGUGCAGCUCGCCCUGCGCGUGGCAGACGAGAUGGAUGUGAACAUUGGCCAUGAAGUUGGCUACGUUAUCCCCUUUGAAAACUGCUGCACCAGCGAAACCAUCCUGAGGUAUUGUACGGAUGACAUGUUGCAGAGAGAGAUGAUGUCCAGCCCUUUUUUGGGCACCUAUGGGGUCAUCAUCUUGGACGACGUCCACGAAAGAAGCAUCGCCACCGACGUGUUGCUUGGUCUUCUGAAGGAUGUCUUACUGGCGCGGCCGGAGCUGAAGCUCAUCAUUAACUCCUCCCCGCACCUGGUCAGCAAACUCAGCUCUUACUACGGCAAUGUGCCUCUCGUAGAAGUGAGAAAGCAGCACCCUGUGGAGGUUGUGCACCUGAGCAGCACUCAGAAGGAAUCUUUUGAGUCUAUUUUACGCCUUAUCUUUGAAAUUCACCAGUCCGGCGAGAAGGGGGACAUUGUGGUCUUUCUGGCCUGUGAACAAGAUAUUGAGAAAGCCUAUGAAAUCGUCUGUCAAGAAGGAUCUAACUUAAACCCAGAUCUUGGAGAGCUGGUGGUCAUUCCUUUGUAUCCAAAAGAGAAAUGUGCGUUGUUCAAGCCAAAUGAUGAAACAGAAAAGAGAUGCCAAGUUUAUCAGAGAAGAGUGCUGUUGACUGCUAGCUCUGGAGAGUCUCUGAUCUGGAGCAACACAGUCAAAUUUGUUAUUGAUGUGGGUGUGGAAAGGAGAAAGGUGUACAACCCGAGGAUACGGGCAGACUCCCUGGUCACGCAGCCCAUCAGCCGGAGCCAGGCCGACAUGCGCAAGCAGCUUCUUGGCUCGUCCUCCUCAGGCAAGCUCUUCUGUCUGUACUCCGAGGAGUUUGCCUCCAAGGACAUGCGGCCACUCAAGCCGGCGGAGAUGCAGGAGGCCAACCUGACCAGCAUGGUGCUCUUCCUGAAGAGAAUAGACAUCGCAGGCCUAGGCCACUGCGACUUCAUGAACAGACCAGCCCCAGAGAGUUUGAUGCAGGCCCUGGAAGACCUGGAUUACCUGGCAGCACUGGACAAUGACGGGAACCUCUCGGAAUUCGGGAUCAUCAUGUCGGAGUUUCCUCUUGACCCGCAGCUCUCCAAGUCUAUCCUAGCCUCCUGCGAGUUUGACUGUGUGGAGGAGAUGCUGACCAUCGCCGCCAUGGUGACAGCUCCCAACUGCUUCUCUAAUGUGCCACAUGGAGCUGAGGAGGCUGCCUUGACUGGUUGGAAGACGUUUUUACAUCCUGAAGGAGAUCACUUUACUCUCAUCAACAUUUACAAAGCCUACCAAGACAUAGCUCUGAACUCCACCAGUGAACACUGUGUUGAAAAGUGGUGUCAUGAUUACUUCCUCAACUGCUGUGCUCUGAGGAUGGCAGACGUCAUCCGAGCUGAACUCUUGGAAAUUGUCAAGCGAAUCGAGCUCCCCUGUGCAGAACCUGCUUUUGGCUCAAAGGAAAAUGCUCUGAACAUAAAGAAGGCUCUCCUGUCAGGCUACUUCAUGCAGACCGCGCGGGACGUGGAUGGGUCGGGUAACUACUUGAUGCUGACGCACAAGCAGGUCGCUCAGCUGCACCCGCUGUCCGGCUACUCCGUCACCAAGAAGCUGCCAGAAUGGGUGCUCUUCCACAAGUUCAGCAUAGCUGAGAACAACUACAUCAGGAUUACCUCAGAAAUCUCUCCUGAACUAUUUAUGCAGCUGGCACCACCAUACUAUUUCAGCAACCUGCCUCCUAGUGAAAGUAAGGAUAUUCUCCACCAAGUAAUGGAUCACCUUUCCCCUCUUUCAACAAUGAAAAAGGACCAGAAAAUGUGUGAGAAGUGCCCUGAGACUACUGAGCCAAGAUGCACCGUCCAGUGACUCUUUAGAACCUUCUACAGAAAGCAAGAUGUGCAAUAAGUCCCGCCCCUGCCCUCCCCCAGCUGGCCUGAACGUCGUUUCACCAGAGUGAGGUGCAGACAUUCAACUUGAACAAGGACAGCACACCCCACACGAGUGUCUUGAAAAAAAUAACACUUUGUAUAUUAUUUAAAAAUAAAAAAUAGAAGUUUUUAUUGAGUUCUUUAAA